AUGGCGGUCCAAGGGGUGGAACAGACCAUCCUUAGGGAUCCAGCUCUGUUUUACUGGAUCCUCUUCCCUAUCACAGUGGUAAUGGUGUUGACUGGAAUUUUGCGCCACUACGCAACUGUCUUCCUCGCAACUCCGGCCAAAAAUGCGUUGACGCCCGCUGAGUCCCGAGAACGCCUGUCGCUCUUGCGCGGUGUCAAUCUACGAAAUAAUGCCUCUGCUGUUCUCACGCCACAAUCGCUUGCGUCUCGCAAAAAUUUUCUUAUUACCUGCUACAAGGAGGGCUUGUUCCUGAAAGACCCAGAGGCACGUGGUGGAGGACCCGUGAACCCCAUGACAGAUCCUGCAGGCAUGGAUGCGAUGAUGGGCAUGAUGAAGGGUAAUAUGGCAAUGAUGAUUCCGCAGACGCUCAUUAUGGGGUGGAUUAAUGCAUUUUUUUCUGGAUUCGUUAUCUUGAAACUGCCUUUCCCUUUGACUAUUCGAUUCAAGUCCAUGUUACAAUCCGGGGUUAUGACUCGUGAUCUUGACGUGAGAUGGGUUUCAAGUUUGUCAUGGUAUUUCCUGAAUUUGUUCGGCCUGCAACCUGUUUUUGGGUUUAUCCUGGGCGGCGAUAACUCUGCGAACCACAUGACCGAACAGAUGUCCCAGAUGAAUCCCAAUGCGACUGCGAAUCCCUUCGGACCUGGCCAGGACCCCGAUAAACUGUUCUUGGCAGAGGCGGAAAACCUCGAAGUCAUGGAACAUUACUGUAUUCUUGAUGGCAUUGAAGAGAGAUUGUUACAGAGAGUUGGAUAG
Histoplasma capsulatum G186AR is the source of this 792-nucleotide messenger RNA. Its product is annotated as DUF850 domain-containing protein. Lineage: Eukaryota; Fungi; Ascomycota; Eurotiomycetes; Onygenales; Ajellomycetaceae. Gene Ontology annotation, cellular component: membrane; EMC complex. The coding region runs from base 1 to 792 and encodes 263 amino acids. The record is from RefSeq and is a predicted model, not a curated record. Gene Ontology annotation, biological process: protein folding in endoplasmic reticulum. The transcript is spliced from 5 exons.